AUGCCUGAAGGCCCAUCUCUUUGCAAUUAUAGUCCAUUUUUUUUACUGGAAAUGGAUUGGAAGGGGGAGCCAAAGAAUUUGUUAUUCGAGAUUGGAAUCCCGGAAAUAUCCCAAUGCAAGAGGGUGUUGUCGCCCAGCCUCACCACCACCACCAACAACAGCAACAACAUGUUUACGUUUUUGAGAAGGGAUGUUGGAUCGAUUGGAGAACAAAGAGGCUUUGAAUUUGGUUUCGGGUUUCUUUUGAAAAGAAAUUGA
Messenger RNA from Lactuca virosa, 258 nucleotides. The record is from the annotation of a GenBank genome assembly. NCBI's taxonomy places the organism in Eukaryota, Viridiplantae, Streptophyta, Magnoliopsida, Asterales, Asteraceae.